Physella acuta is the source of this 1332-nucleotide messenger RNA. Its product is annotated as NSFL1 cofactor p47. Lineage: Eukaryota; Metazoa; Mollusca; Gastropoda; Physidae. Gene Ontology annotation, molecular function: ubiquitin binding. The record is from RefSeq and is a predicted model, not a curated record. Gene Ontology annotation, biological process: Golgi organization; proteasome-mediated ubiquitin-dependent protein catabolic process; autophagosome assembly. Gene Ontology annotation, cellular component: cytosol; nucleus.
UGGUCAUGUCGAUAUCCGGAAACUGCCUGCGCAUACCGACUGUAAAAAAAUGGCCGAUCGUGAUAGUUUAGUUGAUGAAUUCGUAAAUGUAACUGGUGUUGACAAAAGUAGAGCACGGUUUUAUUUAGAAUCAUCUGCAUGGAAUUUAGAGUUGGCUAUGAGCAGUUUUUUUGAAGGUACUGAUAAUGAAAAUGUGAAUGAAAGAGAUUUUCCUGCAGUUGCAGAUGUUUCAUUGCCUACAGAUACAAGAAACAAUCAACCAAGUGCAUCUGUGACAACAGACAGUAACCAAAGAAUAAAAACAAUUAGCUCAAUGCACGUUGAAUCAGACUCCUCUGAAGAAGAAGGCCAAGCCUACUAUGCUGGUGGAUCGGAUACAAGUGGACAGCAAGUUUUGGGCCCUCCAAAAAAAAAAGAUUCAAAUAGGCUUGUGGAAUCUCUCUUCAAAUCAGCCAGAGAACAUGGUGCUGAAGAAAAAAAAGAAGAUAGCCAAAUGCGACAAGGAGGAAGGGCCACAUUUAUUGGCGCAGGUUAUCGACUUGGUGAGACACAAGAUGAUACAACUGUUGUAGCAGGGGCUUCACAUCCAUCCAGAUCACGAGCACAGGUUGGUAAAAAAUUAAAAUUUUGGAAAGAUGGAUUCAGCAUUGAUGAUGGUCCACUCCGAGAUUAUAAUGAUCCAGAAAAUAAAGAUUUCCUUGACAGUAUAUCUCGAGGAGAAGUUCCACAUGAUCUGAUAAGAGAAGCAAAAGGUGGAGAGGUCAAUCUGGAUAUGGAAGAUCAUAGAGCAGAAGAAUAUGUCAAACCAAAACAUUCAGUGAAAGCAUUUUCUGGUGCUGGUCAUAUGCUUGGCAGUGAUGAACCAAACUCUUUCAGCCCCACCCCAACAGUGAUUCGAUCAACACCUCAAGCUGGGGAUAGAUUACCUCCUACUGUUGAGAUUGAUGCUGAUAAGCCAGUUACAAACAUACAGUUAAGAUUGGCUGAUGGUCAAAGAAUGGUUGUCAAGUUGAAUCAUUCUAACACAAUCAGUGAUAUCAGGCAUCAUAUUAUACAAUUAUACCCACAAUAUGCUGAAAGAAGUUUUAGUUUGAUGACAACAUUUCCCAAUAAGGAACUUGUAGAUGAGAGUCAAACUUUGGAACAAGCCAAUUUACUCAACGCCGUUGUUGUUCAAAAAUUAAAGUAGACAGCUGGAUUAUUAAAUUGAAACAUUUUGUGUUGUAAUGUUGGAUUUGUAAAUUAUUUAUUUUUCAACAAUUUAUUUUUCUAGAAUGCUCUGUUUGUUAAUCCAUAAAGCAAAUCAAUAAAAUACCUUAACUGAAAAACUUA